Messenger RNA from Carassius auratus (goldfish), 862 nucleotides. RefSeq lists its product as uncharacterized. The coding region runs from base 110 to 754 and encodes 214 amino acids. NCBI's taxonomy places the organism in Eukaryota, Metazoa, Chordata, Actinopteri, Cypriniformes, Cyprinidae. The transcript is spliced from 3 exons. The record is from RefSeq and is a predicted model, not a curated record.
CAGUCAAAGUGUCCCGUCACUAGACAAACUAAUCUUAAACUUGAGUAAAUGAGUUAAUCAAGCACAGCUAUAAAUACAAGCUGAGUCUAAUUAACGCCAUGCUUUCCUGAUGGACGCAGGACAAGACAGACCUGGUAAAGUCAGUACAGAGCUGGCCAGGAGUUAUGAGGGCCCGUCGCUGUCUGACUUUGACCAAGGCUUUUGUACAGACCGGAGUCUGUCUUUAUCAGCCGUUUCAGCCGAUGGCUUCCUGAGACCAAACAAAGGUGUUGUCCUGGAGUAUUCAGAGCAGGACUCUGCGCCUGCACCAUGUCUGAACUACUCCACGAGUCUCCUGUCACCUUUGGUUGUCCUCCAGAAGCCCGCUCUCUCUCCGGGCAGCAGUCUGAGCACCGCUCUGAUCAGUCCAGUGCAGGGCCAGUCCUCCACACCCUACGAGAGGGUCGUGUUUCAGAAGCCCGUCCUGGCCUGCUCGCUGGACCUGUCCUGUGUGGAUCUGACCACCACACACCCAUCAUGGGAAGUGUCUCUUGUGAAGGCCCUAGUCGAAAGCCCAAAAUCAUGUUUGGAAUCCACAUGGAGUCCUAUUAACCUGUCGGCACAGUCACUGAUGUGGUCAGGAAUGUCCCCUCACCCAAAUGAUUCGGAGGAGCUUCAGCGCUCGUGGAAGGAGAUGGUCAGGCAGCGAUCUAGUCAGUCUUCUGCAAUCCCAGAUCUCCGAGAGGAACUGAGCUCACCUAACUUGGCCAUUUGAUCAAAACCCUAUUUUAGGCUUCUUGCUGCGCUUCUUACUAGAACCGUAUCGAUGAUUAUGUAAAUAUUUAUAGAAUGUAUUUAAUCAAAAAAUAAAGUUUUGAAGUGA